UUAAUGUUGGUGAGGUGAAGAGAAGCGCCAAAGUCAAUUAUCGGCCCCCCACAUGGACCAUUCCAGCUAGAUUAAUGAACACAGAAUCUUACUACUGAACAUUUUUUUCUUUGAUAAUGAGUGUGUCCCUUUCGAUUGUGUAGACUCACACUCGGCUCCUACCCCAAGAACCUCCAACAUUCCUACGCCUCUCGUGGCGAGCUGAGCUUCGGAGGCUGGGGUAUCUCCGCAUUGACUGUUGUGCAUUUGUGGGAUAACAAUGGAGAAGGCCUUGUUCAAAGUCAGUUCCUUUCGGUUAUCUCAGAAGGCCAAGAAGGAACUAUCUUCAAUAGGAGAUGAUUUCAAUUCUUUCACAACUACAGUUGAAGGAGGAGCAAAAUGGAUAUUCAAUAAACUGAAAGGCAAAACGCAAAAACCAUUGUCAGAGUUAUUACAGGAUUAUAAUCUUCCCCCAGGACUAUUCCCCCAAAAUGCUACCAAUUAUGAUUUUGAUGAAGUGAGGGCAAAACUUACUGUCUAUAUACCUUCCGUUUGUGAGGUGGGCUUCAAAGAUUCUUCGGUUGUACGAUACUCUACAAGAGUGUCAGGCUUUCUUCUGAGGGGAAAACUAACAGGAAUUGAAGGAAUGAAAACUAAAAUAGUCUUAUGGGUCAAAGUUACCACAAUUUCAGUAGAUGGCCCACGAUCAGAUAAGGUGAAUUUCACUGCAGGUGUGAAAAAGUCAAGGCCAAGAGAUGCAUAUGAGGUGCUUCGAGAUGGAGUAGUUGUUGAUGAGUUUUAAGCUAGAUCUAAUGUUCCUAGGAAAAUAGGUAGAUAUUUAUUAAUAUAUUUGUCAAUAUGCUAUGCUCGGAAGAUUAUAAUUUACAGAUUCUGGGUGCAAAAAUUGAAUGAAAUGCACUGGCUGGCCUCAUUGACAAGUAAUUUGUUACAAAAGCAUCUUUCGUAUCCUGUGUUUUAAUUUAACCUUAUUCCUUAGCUUUUGCAA
Messenger RNA from Cryptomeria japonica (Japanese cedar), 985 nucleotides. RefSeq lists its product as uncharacterized. The record is from RefSeq and is a predicted model, not a curated record. Lineage: Eukaryota; Viridiplantae; Streptophyta; Pinopsida; Cupressales; Cupressaceae. Bases 260 to 781 code for a protein of 173 amino acids. The transcript has 4 exons.